Messenger RNA from Pochonia chlamydosporia 170, 945 nucleotides. Its product is annotated as short-chain dehydrogenase. The record is from RefSeq and is a predicted model, not a curated record. Lineage: Eukaryota; Fungi; Ascomycota; Sordariomycetes; Hypocreales; Clavicipitaceae. The coding region runs from base 1 to 945 and encodes 314 amino acids. The transcript has 5 exons.
AUGGGUCAGUCAUUAAGCAGUAUUCGGCCUCCGAAGCCUAGACUCACCGAGGAGAACCUCCCCGACCAAACCGGCAAAGUCUUCCUCAUCACAGGAGCAUCAGGCGGUGUCGGCAAAGAGCUCGCCUCCAUGGUCUACAAACACAAUGCGAAAGUCUACAUCGCCGCUCGGUCCGAAGACAAAUCCACCGCAGCCAUAGCCUCCAUCAAGCAGCAAUACCCCAAAUCCAAAGGCCAACUCAUCUUCCUACACCUCGACCUCGGGGACCUCACUACCAUUCCCAAAUCUGCAGAGCAGUUUCUCCGUCAAGAAUCCCGCCUCGACGUACUAUGGCUCAAUGCCGGUGUGAUGGUUCCCCCAGCUGGGUCGAAGACAACACAAGGCUAUGAGCUCCAGCUUGGCACCAACAACAUCGGUCACUUCCUAUUCACGAAGCUUCUACAUCCUAUUUUAAAAAGUACUGCUGCUAGUGCCCCUAGGAAUUCUGUGCGUGUAAUCUGGGUUUCGUCUAGUGCUAUUGAUGUUGCGCCCUCGGGUGUGAUUGACUUUACGAAUAUGGAUUAUAAGCGCGAUGAGAGGGCAUGGACCAAGUACGGCAGGAGUAAGGCUGGGAAUGUGUUGCAUGCAGUUGAGUUUGCGAGGAGGACCGAGAGCGAGGGCAUUGUUAGUGUGAGCUUAAACCCGGGUAAUUUGGCGACGGAUCUGCAGAGGUCUAUGCCUGGCUGGCAAGCUUAUGUUUGGGCGAAACUUCUUGCGUAUCCUGCCAAGUUUGGUGCCUACACGGAGCUGUUCGCCGGUUUGCACCCGGAUGUCAAAUUGGAAACAUCGGGAAUGUUUAUUGCGCCGUGGGGGAGGAUUGUCAAGGCUCGAAAGGACCUUUUUGAUCCUGCGUUGGGGAGGCGGUAUUGGGAGUGGACGGAGGAGCAGGUUAAGCCGUAUGUUUAG